This is a messenger RNA of Cucurbita pepo subsp. pepo (vegetable marrow), 2358 nucleotides long. RefSeq names its product vacuolar-sorting receptor 1. NCBI's taxonomy places the organism in Eukaryota, Viridiplantae, Streptophyta, Magnoliopsida, Cucurbitales, Cucurbitaceae. Gene Ontology annotation, molecular function: calcium ion binding. The record is from RefSeq and is a predicted model, not a curated record.
AGAGGAUUUCAGAAUCAAAUCGUUACACGUCUUCGACCACCAUUUCUUCAACCUCCACGUCUGACUUUCUUGGCUGCCCAUCGCUCAUUCCAAAGCCCUAGUUUUCGAUUAUUUCUUCCAUACCUUGAGAACUCACUUUUACAAUUCUAGCUUCAUCGGCGAAGUUCACUCAAUAUUCACCCAUUUUCUUCUGCGAUCUAAUGAUGAGGGGAAAACCCAGUGUUUUUCUCUCCGUUUGUUUCCUUCUUUGCGUCUCUUGUUUCGGUAGAUUCGUUGUCGAGAAGAACAGCUUGAAGGUAACUUACCCAGAUUCUAUCAAGGGUGUUUAUGAAUGUGCGAUUGGGAAUUUUGGGGUUCCUGAAUAUGGAGGCACCAUGACUGGCAUCGUGCAUUAUCCUAAAGCUAAUCAGAAGGCGUGCAAGAGCUUUGAUGAUGUCGGUAUCUCUUUCAAGUCCAAACCUGGAAGUCUUCCUACUUUUGUUCUCGCUGAUCGAGGAGAUUGUUACUUCACCCUGAAGGCGUGGAAUGCACAAAACGGUGGAGCUGCAGCAAUUCUUGUUGCAGAUGAUAGACUCGAACCCUUAAUCACCAUGGACUCUCCGGAAGAAGCGAAAGCAGAUGCCAAUUACCUAAAAGACAUUACCAUUCCUUCUGCUCUUAUUAGCAAAAGUUUGGGGGAUGAGAUCAAGAAAGCUCUAUCUAACGGGGAGAUGGUCAAUAUAAAUCUUGAUUGGACAGAAGCUCUUCCACAUCCUGAUGAUCGUGUUGAGUAUGAAUUUUGGACAAAUAGCAAUGAUGAGUGUGGGCCAAAGUGUGAUAGUCAGAUUGAGUUUGUGAAAAAUUUCAAAGGAGUAGCUCAGACCCUUGAGCAGAAAGGGUACACUCAAUUUACUCCCCAUUAUAUAACUUGGUAUUGCCCGGAUGCUUUUACUUUGAGUAAACAAUGCAAAACUCAAUGCAUCAAUCAUGGGAGAUACUGUGCACCGGAUCCUGAGCAGGAUUUCAGUAAAGGAUAUGAUGGAAAGGAUGUAGUCGUUCAAAAUCUACGCCAAAUUUGUUUCUUUAAAGUUGCUAAUGAAUCUGGAAAGCCUUGGCUGUGGUGGGACUUUGUCACUGACUUUUCAAUUCGUUGUCCCAUGAAAGAAAAGAAGUACAACGAGGAAUGUGCCAAUGAAGUUAUUAAAUCCUUUGGAAUCGAUCUUAACAAGAUUAAAGACUGCAUUGGAGAUCCAGAGGCAGAUGUGGAAAACCCAAUACUUAAAGCUGAACAGGAUGCACAGAUUGGUAGGGGCUCCCGUGGCGAUGUUACCAUAUUGCCGACUCUUGUUAUAAAUAACAGACAGUAUAGAGGCAAGCUGGACAGAGGAGCAGUUUUGAAGGGCAUUUGUUCUGGAUUUCAGGAGACGACAGAGCCUGCAAUUUGUUUAACUGAAGACGUGGAAACAAAUGAGUGUUUGACAAACCAUGGUGGUUGCUGGUUCGAUAAGGAAGCAAAUAUUUCUGCAUGCAGGGAUACAUUUCGGGGAAGAGUUUGUGAAUGUCCUACUGUUGGAGGUGUGAAGUUUGUUGGUGAUGGCUACACUCAUUGUGAAGCUUCAGGAGCUUUACGCUGUGAAAUAAAUAAUGGGGGUUGUUGGAAGGGCACCCAUGAUGGCAAAACUUACUCUGCUUGCUCUGAUGGCCAUACAAAGGGCUGCAAGUGUCCUCCAGGAUUCAAAGGUGAUGGAGUCCACACGUGUGAAGAUGUGGAUGAGUGCAAGGAGAAGCUAGCAUGCCAGUGCCCAGAGUGCAAGUGUAAGAAUACAUGGGGCAGUUAUGAAUGCAGUUGCAGAAAUGGUUUACUGUAUAUGCACGAACACGAUACAUGUAUAGGUAACAUUGGGAGCACUGUGACAAGCUGGAGCGUUGUUAAGAUUGUUAUCCUUGUGUUAGCCAUCACUGGGAUCGCGGGAUAUGCAAUUUACAAAUACAGAAUCCGGAGGUAUAUGGAUUCGGAGAUACGGGCUAUCAUGGCUCAAUAUAUGCCCUUGGACAGCCAAGGAGAGACUGCUAGUCACGUUGCCCGUGGGGGCGUAUGAUAUAGUGACUUCAUUGAAAGAUUCAGCUUUUGGACCAUUGUGGAGCUGACUACUUCAUGAAACUUGUGAGGUUCGAAGCUGAGGGCAUCUUAGGUUGAUGCAGCAGCAUGUCGGUUGGUUGUAAAUUAUGUGUAGCUAAGCUUAGCUGAGGUUUAUAUAGUGUAGUUCUGUUGCCAUAUGUGAACUAUUGCAGAUUCUAUCUAUCCUUUUUCUUCACUCCCACGUCUGAAAACACCUGUGAUCACAUAACAGGGGCCUAUAAUGUAUUUUAUUUGCGUCG